ACUUGUUCUCUCUCUCUCUCUCUCUCUCUCUCUCUUUUUACUUUUAUUAUUCUUAUUUUUUUUCCUCCACGGGUUCUCUGAAACUAAAACUAGAAGCCGGAACAGAGAAUCGGGAUUGUACCCUAUCUAUUUCCUCGCUCAUAUAACUAAUUUCCAAACCGAUUUUCUAUGGAAAAAAAUCCCACUUUCCCGAGAAAAAACCCGUGAUUGAUGCGAGGGGAUUAGAUCUAAAGUCAAUUCAGAUUCUUCGCCUUCUUGGAUUGUGCUUCCAGGUAGUGUCCGGACGGUUCAGAGCUCGAAGAGGAAGUGCAGAGGAUUCGUUUUGAACCCAAAGUCGGGAAAUUUUCUUUAGGUUUCCCGGGAAAAGGAGAGACAAAAGGGAGAAAGGAAGAGUUUUUCUUUCGGUUUCUGGAACGAGGAGGGUCGUUUGAUCUUUCAUGGCACACGUGGCGAAAUGGGUUUGACUCGCGUUUGAUGUCCAAAGUCCCAGAUUUUGUGUGAACGGCGAGAGAAUUCGGACGUCAACACACUGUCUUUCUCCAAUGGGUAUGUCUGGUUUCUGAUACAGAUCCCUCAGAAGAUCUACAGAUCCAUACUGUUCUUGUCGUGCCAACAUAUCACCAAGGGAAAGACAGUCUCUGUCCCUCAUUACAGCUAAAGAAGAUGCUCAAGAUGAGGAGUAAACCCUCGACGCUUUCUCCGGCGAUGGUCCCCGGCGGCGCCGGCGGAGAUUCCGGCGGGAACGACUGGGAAAUGAGACCAGGAGGGAUGCUGGUGCAGAAACGGAACCCGGAUUCCGACCGGGUCGGAGCUCCGCCGCCGCCGAUCAGAGUACGGAUCAAGUACGGUUCGGUAUACCAUGAGAUCAAAAUCAGUCCUCAAGCUACAUUUGGGGAAUUGAAGAAGAUGCUGAGUGGACCGACGGGGUUACAUCACCAGGAUCAGAAGAUAAUGUACAAAGACAAGGAGAGAGAUUCUAAAUCGUUUCUGGACGUAGCAGGGGUUAAGGACAGGUCGAAAAUGGUGUUAAUGGAGGAUCCUAUAAGCCAGGAGAAGAGGUGGAUGGAGUCGAGGAAGAAGGCGAGAGAGGAGAAAGCUUCGAAAGCUAUAUCGGACAUUAGCUUGGAAGUUGAUAGGCUUUCUGGACAGGUUUCGGCUAUGGAGUCGGCCAUUGAGAAGGGAGGGAGGGUUGAGGAGAAAGACUUGGUGAAUCUGAUUGAGCUUCUGAUGAACGAGCUGCUCAAGUUGGACGGUAUCGUGGCUGAUGGAGACGUGAAGCUGCAAAGAAAGAUGCAGGUGGGGAGAGUGCAGAGAUACGUAGAGACCCUCGACGUGCUGAAGGUCAAGAACUCGACAAAUGACGGAGAAAGACGAAAAACCGACGGCCCGAUCCAAGAGACAAGACGGGAGACAGUAGUUUGUGAACCGAUAGAGUCUCUUAUUGACAUGCCGAUGUAUGGAAACAAGAAGCGAGGGAUUCAAGAACAAGAUUCAUAUCAUCAUCAUCAGCAGCCGAGGAAUUCGGGUUUGGAGCCGAGGAAUUGGGGUUUGGAGCCGUUUCUAGUGACCACGAAAUGGGAGACGUUCGAGGCUACGCCUAAAACGUCGUCCACAUUGUCGACUACCGAUGACGCGAUACCGAGUAGGUUCAAGUGGGAAUUCUUUGAUUGAAAUGUCUUCGUUUCUCUUCUUUCUUGGUUAUAUGUUUAUUUCUUGUGUGGAUGAGUUUCUUCUUUUUUUGGCUUUGGUCACAUCAUCAUCAUCAUCAUCAUCAUCAUCAUCAUCAUCAUCAUCAUCAUCAUCAUCAUCACCAUCACCAUCAUCAUGCUUUAGAUGUAGUUAGAAGAUUCAUGUUGGUGUUGUCAUUUAUGAUUGGUUUCGUUCUUGUGGGCCGCAUGGGAAAUAAACAGAGACGCCACAACAGUGAUUAUAUAUUAUACAUACCAAAUGGCGAUUUUCGUUUCUGA
Molecule: messenger RNA, 1967 nt
Organism: Tarenaya hassleriana
Lineage: Eukaryota; Viridiplantae; Streptophyta; Magnoliopsida; Brassicales; Cleomaceae
Product: BAG family molecular chaperone regulator 1
Exons: 4
Coding region: 664-1671 (335 amino acids)
Biological process (GO): protein stabilization
Cellular component (GO): cytoplasm
Molecular function (GO): protein-folding chaperone binding; adenyl-nucleotide exchange factor activity
Source: RefSeq, a predicted model, not a curated record